AUGCGAAAUAUUAUUAAAUCUUCCUCUGCGAAUGUGCUGAGAAACUGUAAAUUAAUCCCAAUUAAGAGAAAUUCCAAUUAUUCCACAGACUCAGCCCUCUUAGAAAAGAGAAUUAUUAAGGAAGUACUCUCACAAGAAGAAAUAUCAGAUGAUUUAAUGCUUGAUGGCAUAUCUGUACAGGAUUCUACUGCUAUAGAUGUUAAUUCAAUUUUAUACGACAGAAUAGAGAUGUACAACUGUAUUUCCUGCUUAUUACUAGAUCCUGUAAAUAUUGAAAUACUUGGAGGAAGACAGGUGGGGAAGACUUUGUUUCUUUACGGCCUUUUGCGUGCUAACCAUCAUUUAUGCCCCCAGCUUAUUCUUACAAAAGGAUCCAUUCCUGUUAUACCUGGGACUAAAAUACACACUGCCACUAAUAUUCGUGUACUAAUCACAGUCCUUGAAGACAUUAUAAAUACGCACAGUAUAACCAAGACACAAUUAUUGGGAAUAGACACACUAAUUACUCUUUUAAUUGCCGAAAAGGCAGAGGAGAGAAGGAGUGAAGUAUUCUUCUUAUUAAAAGUGCUUAAUGCUUUGGGCGUGCGAGUUAUUGUAAUAACAAGUUUAAUAGAAACUGUUAGGAAAUCUUCUGAUUUCUAUGAUAAAAGUCUGCUUUUUAAGCCUGUUAUGUAUACAUAA
Messenger RNA from Nematocida parisii ERTm1, 681 nucleotides. RefSeq lists its product as uncharacterized. Bases 1 to 681 code for a protein of 226 amino acids. The record is from RefSeq and is a predicted model, not a curated record. The transcript has a single exon. NCBI's taxonomy places the organism in Eukaryota, Fungi, Microsporidia.